CCAUAAACAGAAGGUACAUAUAUAUAUACAGCUAGCGACGAUCCCUACAGCUAAAAAAACUGGCCAGAGAGAUAAAUCAGAACAAAGCAACCUUUUGCACAUUAACGUUGUCAGACAGAACAUGGCAGAAGUCAAGCAAGAAACAGAGAAAACAUUCGCUUAUUUAGGUUUAUGUAAAGAACUAGUAGAAGCAUGUGAAAAUCUUGGAUGGAAAAAGCCAACAAAGAUACAAGAAGAAGCAAUACCUUAUGCACUUCAAGGCAAAGACUUGAUUGGUGUAGCAGCUACAGGUUCAGGCAAGAGUGGAGCUUUUGUGCUUCCAACACUGGAAGCACUUUUGAAAGAUUCACAAGAAAGAAAAUCUGUGCAACCCUUCUUUGUUUGUGUUCUUUCUCCUACAAGGGAGUUGGCAAUUCAGAUUGCUGAGCAGUUUGAAGCUUUGGGAUCUGGCAUUGGUGUGAGAUGUGUAGUGCUUGUUGGAGGAGAGGACAUGUUGCAGCAAUCUAUUGUCCUUGCAAAAAAGCGGCCACACGUUAUUGUUGGAACACCUGGUCGCCUUGCGGAUCAUUUGUCAAACACAAAAGGCUUCUCUCUUCAUGCAUUGAAAUAUUUAAUCUUGGAUGAAGCAGACAGAUUGCUGAGUAUGGAUUUUGAGAAAUCACUGGAUGAAAUUUUAAAAGCCAUUCCGAGGAAUAGAAGAACCUAUUUAUUUUCUGCCACUAUGACAAAUAAGGUGAAGAAACUCCAAAGGGCUUGUUUAAGGAAUCCUGUAAAGAUCGAAGCAGCAUUUAAAUAUUCCAUUGUUGACACACUGGAGCAGGGGUUUUACUUCAUGCCAGCUGCGCUCAAGGAUUGCUAUCUUGUACAUGUACUAUCAUCAAAGAAAGGAGCUACUUCCAUGGUUUUCACUCGGACAUGCAGAGAAACUGACUUUUUGGCUUUGGUUCUUCGAAAGCUUGGUCUAGGGGCCAUCCCCAUUAAUGGUCAAAUGAGCCAGUCAAACAGACUUGGAGCGUUAAAUAAGUUCAAAGCUGGCAAGUUCAAUAUUCUGAUAUGCACUGAUGUCGCAAGUAGAGGACUCGAUAUUCCAUCUGUGGAUGUUGUUGUUAAUUAUAAUAUCCCCACAAACACCAAGGAUUAUUUUCAUCGUGUUGGUCGAACUGCUCGUGCAGGACGAUCAGGGCUUGCAAUCUCACUUGUAAAUCAAUUCGAUAUAGGACCAUUUAAACAGAUAGAGAAGCACAUUGGAGAUGAUUUCAAGAUACCCAAGUAUACGGCAAAUGAAGAUGAAGUCUUGCUACUGGCAGAGCGUGUUACAGAAGGCAAAAGAAUUUCCAGAAAGAGCAUCAAAGAGGGUGGAGGCAACAAGAGAACAGACCGACUAGACGACGAAGAUGAGGAGGAUAUAGAGAAGUAUUUAGGCUUCAAGAACAAGAAGUUGAGUAGAAAAUGAGGCCAGCAAGCAACUCUUCUGUCUGAAUGUUUCACCAUCUGAGGAUUCUUCCUCAAGAGAUUUUUGUAGCAUAACAAACACUACUCUGAUCAUCCAGUAAGGGGAUGUGAGAUUACUAGUUUACUACUUAUUUUGGCGAAGUAAAAUUAUAGGUUUUAUGAUAUUAAUUAUUUUUCAUA
Molecule: messenger RNA, 1632 nt
Organism: Populus euphratica (Euphrates poplar)
Lineage: Eukaryota; Viridiplantae; Streptophyta; Magnoliopsida; Malpighiales; Salicaceae
Product: DEAD-box ATP-dependent RNA helicase 10-like
Exons: 12
Coding region: 122-1453 (443 amino acids)
Cellular component (GO): cytosol
Molecular function (GO): RNA helicase activity; nucleic acid binding; ATP binding
Source: RefSeq, a predicted model, not a curated record